UGGUCUGUAUAUUUCUCUCACCAGCUUUAAACCAUGCACAUCUGUCAGCCUCUUGGUUGAUUUCUGCAGAGAUGUUGCCAAGCCUGAUCAUCUGCGCCUGCCUGCCUGUUCUGGGCCUUCACUGUGCAGCUGACAUGUGUAACUGGUCUGGAAGCGGUCUUGCAGCUGGAGCGGAUCCCAGAAUCGUCUUGCAGGUGCGGCUCCGCUGCACAGAGGGCUACGUCAGGUGGGUCUAUCCGGGUCAGGGUCUCCGGGUGGCGCUCGAGCCCAAUCUGUCUUCUAUCCGGUACAAUACGGUCUGCAUCCAGCCUUCUCCGUCUCUAAACGGAACCAGCGUCUUCAUUGAGCGGGCCGGACACCUGAAGCUGCUGCUGAUGGGAGAGGGCGGGCGCUCGGGAAGGCAGGUGUUCUGUUUCCGGGCCGAUUGGCCGCAGAGGCCGGUCAUUUACCUGCAGACCGCUCCACACAGUCCUGGAACAUGGAGCAGGCGCACAGUGGGCUUCAGGUACGAGCUGCUGCGCAACAAGAGCGCCAACGGUGGGCUGCAGGCUUCAUGCCGACCCUGCAAUGACACAGAAUUGCUCAUGGCCGUGUGCAGCAGUGACUUUGUUGUUCGAGGCUACAUUAAGGAUGUCUUCCAUGACGCUCGACAGCAGAUUUCGCUGAUGGAAGUGUUGACGACCAGGGUUUACUGGCAACGUAGUGGAGUGUUUGAGAAACCAGGGCAUCCAUAUGUGCCGUCUCAGUCCCGGCAUGGACACAUCCGGGUGCUCUUCCAGUGCAAAGUCAAGCUUGGCGAUGGACAGUUUCUCUUCACUGGAUCAGAGCACUUUGGGGAAGCUUGGUUAGGAUGUGCGCCACGCUACAAAGACUUCCUGUCCAUCUAUCACAAGGCCAGGAUAGGACGUAAGAAUUCCUGCGACUUCCCUCUGGACUGAAGAAAUGUGUUGUUUAAGUAGCCGAAGAGACCCUGUAUCGGCACCGUGGGGACCUUGUAAAGCUGUCAUAUGCCAACAAGAUGGCAUCAAGGUUCAGCAGCAGGGAGAAGCUGCUGAAAUGAUGUAUAAAAAAACACAUGUAAUGGGGGAGAACAGCAGGGCCUCCUGAACUGAGGCUCAGAGAGGGCUGGCCUUUGUCCUCUAGCAUCGCUGCCUUUAGUCCUGGGAGACUGAGGAGGGGUUGGGUUGCUGCACUCUCUUUAAACAGUCCUUGCAUUAGCUGUUGUUCUCUUUGCAGUCUGUGAGACCAUUGCUCUAUGAUACUAGGUGGGAGAGAAAAGGAAGGUCUUCUAUUUGUCGUCAAAGCUAGGCUUUGUGAGGCUAAGCUUAGGCAUAUGGAUGCCUGUAGGAGUUUGCUUUACCCAGUUUAUAUUUAAUUUAAUUCAAGUUUUUGCACUUGUAUUUACAGGCUAAAGAUGAUUAAAAUAUGAUGGGUAAAUAUCUGAAACAGGACAGUAAUAUUCUCUGCAUGUGUGUGUCUGUAGUGGUGUAAUGAUGUUUGAUGGGUGGAAAGAUGCAGCAUUGAAGCAAAAGUCACACUGGUUGCUUUUAAAAAUGUAAAAAAAGGUUUAUACUUUGUCCUGCAAAGGAAAUUUCAUGUUAAAGUGUUUUUAAUAGACCAACAUAAUGUAAUAAUUGAGAUGGAUAAAGUCAAACAAGUAAACUUGUUUACUUUGUAGAAAUACUGUCUUCUGCAACUCCUUUAUUUCUGCAUCUCUAGAGAAGGACAUUCAGAUGGGAUGAACAGCAGUUUUUAAGACACGUGUUCAUCAUAGGAUUUAGAUCUGGACUUUGACUGGCCCAUCCUAAUACAUGGACUGGUUUUGAUGUAAAUUAUUCUAUCAUAGCUCUGACUGUAGGUUUAGGGUGAUUGUCCAGGUGGAAGGUCAAUCUCUACUCUUUCUAUUUCUAUUUCAGCCUAUAAAAAGUUACUCCUCGUUAUUGGCCCAACAUUGGCAUCUUUAAGAAAACUACACAUACGCCUUUAAAAUCUAUAUAUGUGAUGUUUGUAACUGUUUUGUAAUUAUUAAAACUGAUAUCUUAAAGGAAAAUUAUUCAUUCCCUGAAAAAAAAAAACUCCAAAUCCAUCAGAUCA
Cyprinodon variegatus (sheepshead minnow) is the source of this 2094-nucleotide messenger RNA. Its product is annotated as meteorin-like protein. Bases 72 to 938 code for a protein of 288 amino acids. Lineage: Eukaryota; Metazoa; Chordata; Actinopteri; Cyprinodontiformes; Cyprinodontidae. Gene Ontology annotation, molecular function: hormone activity. The record is from RefSeq and is a predicted model, not a curated record. The transcript has 4 exons.